Messenger RNA from Aedes aegypti (yellow fever mosquito), 2278 nucleotides. It is a transcript of the gene Cdc45, whose product is annotated as cell division control protein 45 homolog. The record is from RefSeq and is a predicted model, not a curated record. Gene Ontology annotation, cellular component: DNA replication preinitiation complex. NCBI's taxonomy places the organism in Eukaryota, Metazoa, Arthropoda, Insecta, Diptera, Culicidae. The transcript is spliced from 2 exons. Gene Ontology annotation, molecular function: chromatin binding; DNA replication origin binding; single-stranded DNA binding. The coding region runs from base 418 to 2112 and encodes 564 amino acids. Gene Ontology annotation, biological process: double-strand break repair via break-induced replication; mitotic DNA replication preinitiation complex assembly; DNA replication initiation.
UCAGAUUUCGCGCGCGCAAACGACGUCUCCUCCGCGAAGGUGUUUAUGUUCGCUUCAGGACGACGACCCGCGCAACUUCACCAGCUCAAAAGUUUAAUGAAUCUUUUCGUGUGAAUUAAGUGGUGUUUUAGAAGCAUCAUCGCUCCGGGAUCAUUCUAAAUUGAACCAGUUUUGUGCAGUGGCGGAUUCGUGGUUUAAAUGUUGUCCGGAUUGUAACUGAUGACUGUUUUUCGACUGAAUAUUUCGACCCCCCCGAAACGAUAUCGUUGUGUGUUUCUUUGUGUUGGACUACCUAGAUCGUGGCUUGGUGUGUGCAGCACCUGUCCAGUGAACAAGAUUGUUGAUAGUCCCCCCAUUUGGCCCUGAUCGAAGCCCUGGUGGUGGUGGUCCGUCUGCCACCCAGCUGAUCCGGGAAGCAUGUUUGUGGAAGAUUUGCGGAGGGAUUUCUACGAGCGGCUGAUCGGCAAACGGGUUCUGGUGAUUGUGAACUACGACGUCGAUGCCAUCUGCACCAGCAAGAUCCUGCAGGCCCUGUUCAAGUAUGACAACAUGGUGUACUCCAUUGUGCCCAUCAUGGGUUGCAGCGGUUUGGUGCGGGCCUAUAAUGAGAACAAAGACGACGUGAAGUUUGUGCUGUUUGUCAACUGUGCCGGAUGUAUCGAUAUUCUGGAGCUGUUGCAACCGGACGAGGCCAUGACCUUCUUCAUCUGCGACUCGCACCGGCCGUACGACAUCUGCAAUGUGUACAGUGAAUCACAGGUCCAGAUACUAGGUGCACCGAAGAGAGAAGAAGGCAUCCCAGAAUACGAACAGAUUUAUCAGGAAACGGACGAUGAAGAUGACGACGAAGGCGAUGACGACGAUGAGGUGGACAACAGCGAUGAAGAGGAACGGGGCUCUCGAGAAAUGAACCGGAUUCAACGCAUCGAGCAGCAGCUGUUGAAACGUCGAAAAAGGCGCGAAUGGGAAGAGAAACGGAACCAGCUCAUGUUCGAGUACACCCAGUUCAACUAUUACGGGAGAAGUUCGGCGUUGACCAUUUUCGAGCUGGCUUGGCGUUUGUCCAAGGACUCGAUCGAUCUCCUCUGGUGGGCCAUCGUUGGGCUGACGGAACAACUGCUGAUGGGAAAGAUCGAAAGCGCAACUUAUACAUUAGCUACGGAAAGUGUCCAAUCGCACGUGUCCCGUCUCACCAACAAGGCCAGUGAUCAGACGAUCCAAACGUCCGUUAAGAUCCAUUACGAAAACGAUCUCCACUUAGCACUCUACAGGCAUUGGAGCGUUCUGGAUUCGUUGAAGUACUCGAUCUACCCGGCGUGCAAAAUGAAAUUGUGGACCUACAAGGGCGAGAAGGUCAUGCAUGAGUUGCUGGUCGAUAUGGGGCUCCCUCUGGUGCAAGCCAAGCAGACAUUCAACGCCAUGGAGCUAGAACUGCGCCGAGAGUUUUACGACAAAUUAGAAAAGUUCGCCGAAAAGUACCACAUGCCGGAAAUAAUCUACGGUUCGUUCAUCCUUCAGUACGGCUACCGGAACAAGUACUCCGCCGCAGAUUACGUCUACUCAAUGCUAGCCAUUCUGGAAUCUAUCAAGAAAGACCGCACCCCUGAAACGUGCUUCCUUGAAUCGAUGGAUGCCCUUUCCCGGAACAACAAGGACAUCCUCGACAAUGGGAUCGAUAUGUGCAAAACCCUGCUGGCGGCCAUCUUCAAACAGGUCCAAAGCUCCCUCGAGAUGCACGCCGUCUAUUCGGCCGGACCGUUCCUUUAUUUCAUCCUGCAGGAGGAGGUUUCGUUUUUCACCUGUCCGUACGGUUUGCUGAUGUUGGCUCGGUUCUUGCUGAACGGACAUGUGGCCGUUUCGCGAAAUCGUCGAGCGCGGGAACUACCUCUAAUUGCGGUGGCACCAAUCGACGUGAGUCGUGGUUAUUCGCUGCUGGUCGGUGUUCCACCUGUAUGCGAGGACAGCAAGAACUUUUUCGGUAGGGCUUUCGAACAGGCGGCGCUCAAAAGUGGCGCUACCAUUUCGCAGGACUUUUUCGAACCGACCGUCAUCCAGAUACGACAGGCCGACUGCACUAAGUUCCUCGAUGCACUGACGGUUUUGCUAGGUUAGUUUGAUGUCGAACGCGUUUUUUUCGUUGUUGUCUAGGAACUACGUUCGUGUAAGUUUGGAUUACGCUUUAGCAUAGUUUUACUGUAGGUUUACUUUUACACCUGACUCACACAAUAUUUACCGAUAAGCUGAGGAACCCGACAUUAUAUGAGCUGAUUGCAAAUUA